Messenger RNA from Plasmodium adleri (nom. inval.), 1236 nucleotides. RefSeq names its product PIR protein. The record is from RefSeq and is a predicted model, not a curated record. The transcript has 2 exons. Lineage: Eukaryota; Apicomplexa; Aconoidasida; Haemosporida; Plasmodiidae. Bases 1 to 1236 code for a protein of 411 amino acids.
AUGUUAUUAUGUUUAUUUUUAUUGAAUAAAAUAUUGUUAUUAUUGUUAUUAUUAUUAUUGUCACCAUUAUUGUUAUCAUGCAGACAAUUUCAUAGCAAUGGUUACAUGUCAACUCAUUUAAGAAACAUCAAAAAAAUAAGAACAUCGAGAAAAUUAUGUGAAUAUGACAAAUAUAAAGCUAAUUAUGAUAAUGAUCCUGAGAUGAAAGAAGUAAUAGAAAAAUAUAAUGAACGAUUAGCAAUACGAUGGAAAGAAUAUGAUGAAUUAAAGAAAGAAAAAGAAAGAAAAUAUAAAGAACAAUACGAUAAAGAUAUAAAAGAAAUUAUUUUAAAAGGCAAAAUAGAAAAACAACUAACAAAACAAUUAUCAGCAUUAGACAAAUUUACUGAUAUAGACGAUUUAGCUAAAGAUAUAUACGAAAAAAGGGUAGCAACUAAAGCGAAAAAAGGUAAAAAAUACAAAAAAACAUUAGGUCAUACCUUAUCCGAAUGGAACAUUUUACCUAAUAUUGAUAUGUAUGAAUGGAUACCUUUUUCAUCUAAGGAAGCAAAAAUUGAUUGUAAUAUAAAAAAUAUGAAACAUGCUCUUACUAAAGUUGGUUAUAUAGGUCGUAAUAAAUAUGAUUCUCUUGGUAAUAAGAAUGGAAAUGAUACUACUGCACUUGCCCCAGUAUUUAGUUCUAUUAUGAGUUCUUCUAAUGCGUUCAUUCAAAGAUAUAUGGGGGAUGAUAUUACAUCUAAUGGUAGUAGUUUUAAAAAUAGUACUGUUUCAUCAAUUUUUCUUUACGCUUUAUGGGAAUUUUUUGAGCAUAUCGUAGCCCCAACUGUUGCUCCUUUUUUGUUUGGAACAGGUGACCAUGGACACGGAAGCCAAGGUGAGAGUGCAAAAACAUGUAAAUGCGUAUGUACGGGGGAAAAAACAUGUUGUUGUGCAGGUACAUGUACAAAUGGAGUUAAGUGUGUAUGUAAUGGUGGAGGUGCUGGUGUAUGUACAGGUAAAUGUGUAUGUGAAGGUGGAAGUGCUGGUGUAUGUGCAGGUGUAUGUAAGUGUACAAUUGAAAAAGGUUUUCUCCAUAAUUUUCACGAAUUUCUGCACAGUUGGGAGGUUUUUUGUGAUGCUAUUUUUGCAUUAUACAUUAUAGCUUCCAUAUUAGUAAUACUUUAUAAUAUUUUAAAAUAUUAUAGAGAAAUAAAAAUGGAGAAAAAACAUAAAUAUUUUAAAAUAUUACACGAUUAA